Molecule: messenger RNA, 707 nt
Organism: Cornus florida
Lineage: Eukaryota; Viridiplantae; Streptophyta; Magnoliopsida; Cornales; Cornaceae
Exons: 6
Coding region: 79-438 (119 amino acids)
Source: RefSeq, a predicted model, not a curated record
AUAAAUAAAUAAUUAAAAGGUGAAAUUGAAUUGCGAAGAGAGAGAGAGAAUAGAGAGUGAUUUGAGAGCAGAGAGGCCAUGGAUGAGUUUGAAUUUCAACGCCUUCUUAAUCUCUUCCCCGUCGUCCGGCCCCGCGAUUACCAUAUUGACUUGGAUUCUUCAAGACAAUCAACUUCUCAAUCAUCAAAGACUGAUGCAGCCAAGGAAUGGCAAGAUGCAUGGAAUGAUGGGAAUAGAAAGGAAUCUGAAAUUGAACAAAUGGACAAACAUGAUGCAUUUUGGGAGAAGCUAAAAUUGGCUGCUGAGAAGAAGGUGGGCACUGCUGGGGCGGAGAGAUUUUGCAAAGCUUUUCAACAAGUUCACAAAAAACUUGUCUAUGAGGAAUUGAGUUUGGAUGCUGCCCGGAGCAUUAUAAACUCGGAAAAAAGUUCUGGAUGAUAGUCUCUUGCAUGCAUUACUUCAUUUUCUUCUCGUUUUAUGGACUAUAGAGAAGAUCUUGUUUGUAAGAUGGACGUCGUAAUAUAUCCUGGGGCAGAUUUUCUGGAAGAGAGAUGGAGGUGGGGAAAGGAGGUCAUGGGGUUGAAAUACAUUUUCGAAAUAUGAAGCAAGUCUCAUUUUAACAAAUUAAUGUUGUUUUUAAUAUUAAGUGCUGAUUAAUUGCAAAUGUACCAGAAACUCUUUUAUCAAUUUCCAAAACCUGUUCCUUA